Molecule: messenger RNA, 461 nt
Organism: Staurois parvus
Lineage: Eukaryota; Metazoa; Chordata; Amphibia; Anura; Ranidae
Source: the annotation of a GenBank genome assembly
UUAUCAGCAUUUCUCUCCUCACGAGCUGUCACGCUGACAGCUUGUGGGGAGAGGAGAGCCGGUAAUCGGCAUUCCUCAGAGGGGACAUGUACACUGAUCAUCAGGGCACUGAUGAUCAGUGUGCCCCGAUGAUCAGUGUAGCCCCAGCAAUGCCACCUGUCAGUUUCCAUCAGUGCCAGCUGUCAGUGCUCAUCAAUGCCACCUGCCAGUGCCCAUCAGUGCCACAUAUCAGUGCCUAGCAGUGCACAUCAAUGCCACAUAUCAGUGCCCAUCUGAGCUGCCUUUCAGUGUCACCUAUCAGUGCCACUUAUCAGUGCUGCCAAUCAGUGACGCCUAACAGUGCCAGUCAGUGCCACCUAACAGUGCCAGUCAUCAGUGCCGUCUAUCAGUGCCACCUAUCGGUGCCAUAUGAGUGCUGCCUUUCAGUGCCCAUCAGUGAUGCCUGUCAAUGCCCAUCAGUG